CUCCCAUCCAACACACGCCCAACCAUGUCGAAUUCCUCAACGCCUGGUCAGCCACCACGGAGUGGCCUCUCGCUCUAUGCAAAUCUUCUCGACCCUACCGGCGAUGCAUCCAUCUCGCGAGGACCAGUUGUCUUUAAGACUGCGCCAGCCGACACCCCAGAAGAAGCUUCUGCGAAGAAGCCCCAAAUAGAUGCUGCUACUUUGCGAUUUCAGCCCACGAAAAGGCCACAGCUCCCUCAGAAACACAAGGCAAAGAUAUCCUUCCCGAAACCUCCUCCCCCUCCCGACAAUUCGAAUCAGAACAGUGCUCCUACAACGUCGGCUUCGAACACGGCCAGACCCCCCAUAAAAAGUACUCUGGCGGAUUGGACUGCAACAGCAGAUGACGAUGAUGUGAAUGGGUUCUAUGGAGGUGAGAAAAGACAGAGGGGCGGAAGAAAGCGACGCAAGAAGAAUAGGGAGGAACAUGUCGUUGCGCAGGACUGGGAUGAUAUUUAUGAUCCCACGCGACCAAAUAACUAUGAGGAAUACAGGCUCAGCGAGGAGAAGAUUCGGGAAGUCAGGGAGUGGAAGGACAGGCUCUAUGCGCAUCGGAAGGCCCGAAGAGCUAGCAGUGAUAUGGACAGUGAUGAAGAGGACAGGAACCGAUUCGUGCCACCUUCGAAUUACUCCUUCGCACCUCCACCUAUAGACUCUCCACCCAAAAAACCAGUUCCCGACGAGAACAAUGAUUCUGAUCCAUACAGUCCCACACUUACGAUUAGCAAGCCACCACCACCACCGCCUCCACCAGAGAAUCUCCCUCCUCCAGUCAUCCCUCCUGAGCCUUUACCCGCGGGUUCAAUAUCCCGAGCACCAGUGCGGUAUAACUUACCGCCAGCACCAAGUGAGAUCCCUAGCUCUGAAGCUGAGUUAGAGAAGGCAUUGGCAGCGGAACCAGAAGACGAAGAUGGUCAGCAAACUGAAGAUGCACCGAGAUCACUCCGACCAGGACAGAAAGGAUUUGCCGAACGUCUCAUGUCGAAAUAUGGAUGGAGUAAAGGUUCGGGACUGGGCGCUGAUGGUUCGGGAAUUGUAAAUCCACUACGGGUACAAAUUGAAAAGCGGAAGAAGAAAUCCGAUGCCGAGGGUGGCGGGUUCAGGGACGCUGGUGGGAGGGGCAAAAUCAUUGGCGGCAAGAAGAAUAAUCCUGAGAAAGAUUCGGAAUUUGGGAAGUUCGGACCGAUGUCUGAGGUUAUUGUUCUUCGAGGUAUGGUCGACGGUAUGAACCUAGACGAGGAGGUAGAGGGUUCUGGGGAUGGAGGCUUGAUGCAGGAAAUAGGAGACGAAUGCGCGGAAAAGUAUGGCCGGGUUGAGCGCGUUUACAUCGACCGACAUGGCACUGCUCCAAAGGUAUUCGUCAAAUUUACAAGCCAGCUGUCUGCUCUGAGAGCUGUCAAUGCACUCGAAGGACGAAUAUUCAAUGGGAACACUAUCGCCGCUCUAUUCUAUGAUGCCGAGAAGUUUGAGCAGGGUGUUUACGAGUAGGGAAUCCCCGGGGACACUAUUUGAGAAGUAACUUGUACACAAAAGGACCCUAACAACUCGAUGUAUUUUGGUCUGAGGUCUGCAGAACAAGCUGUGACUCUAACGCUACAACGGUCUAUCUUCCUAGAUUUCCUUGUUGGUGCUUCGUUCUUCAAUUUCCCCUGUUGCCGGCAGAUACUGUCAAAAGCCUAUGUCAUCCCUAAGAUACUCCUCCUCGUUCCCUCCCGAUGUUAUCCCACCUUCUCCAUCAUCCUACAGUUGAUUAGUUGCCCAUGUCAUAGCCUCCUCACAUCUCUCUUCAGUUCCAAUCCCUUC
Molecule: messenger RNA, 1842 nt
Organism: Amorphotheca resinae ATCC 22711
Lineage: Eukaryota; Fungi; Ascomycota; Leotiomycetes; Helotiales; Amorphothecaceae
Exons: 5
Coding region: 25-1527 (500 amino acids)
Biological process (GO): mRNA cis splicing, via spliceosome
Cellular component (GO): precatalytic spliceosome
Molecular function (GO): RNA binding
Source: RefSeq, a predicted model, not a curated record